Messenger RNA from Pochonia chlamydosporia 170, 354 nucleotides. RefSeq lists its product as hypothetical. The record is from RefSeq and is a predicted model, not a curated record. The transcript has a single exon. NCBI's taxonomy places the organism in Eukaryota, Fungi, Ascomycota, Sordariomycetes, Hypocreales, Clavicipitaceae. The coding region runs from base 1 to 354 and encodes 117 amino acids.
AUGAGAGUCUCCGCCCAUCCAGUUUGGGAGGGCGUGCCGAUAUAUGCCAGUUCAAAGUUGACGCCUCGUGGGCUUCUUUCUCUUUGUACCUCGACUCCCGGACCCAGCCUUCCUCUAGGCUGCCAGUCCUAUAAGGCUACGAUGCCUCGUCGUUUCCUGCCUUGGUCUGCCUCUACUAUAUUCGUCAUAGCACACGACGCUCUCUUUAAACCCUUUCCUUGCCUGUCUUUGUUUGUUUUAUACGGUAUCGUGUUGUCUUUCUCGUUUCAACUCCAACCAGCCUACUUAUAUCACGACUCAACACAAACUCCAUCUCACGCACGUCUCGCCCGUCACCACAAGACAAAGUCAUAG